AUGAUGUGGUUGAUAUGUUGCAUCAUAUCGGCAGUAGGAAAUUUGUUGGCUGUAAUCACAACCGGCAUCUGGCUCGAUCAUCUCUCAAAAAUGAAGGACCGUACAGGUCUGGUAAAUGGACUAUCUGGGUUCAUGCUGCUUUCAUCGGUUGCCGUGGGUGUGUGUUUCAUUCUAACAGCAGUGAUGAUAUGUCACUACUGGAACUCGAAUUCUCCUAAAUAUCAACCCGUUGGGAAGAUUGCGAAACGCACAAGACUUCGUCGACGUUUGUCGCGACUGAAGAGUGGCGAAAGACCUGUAAAUAAAGGAUACCACGUGGUCUAA
Molecule: messenger RNA, 324 nt
Organism: Cylicostephanus goldi
Lineage: Eukaryota; Metazoa; Nematoda; Chromadorea; Rhabditida; Strongylidae
Source: the annotation of a GenBank genome assembly